Messenger RNA from Microsporum canis CBS 113480, 2055 nucleotides. Its product is annotated as transketolase TktA. The record is from RefSeq and is a predicted model, not a curated record. Gene Ontology annotation, cellular component: cytosol. Gene Ontology annotation, biological process: pentose-phosphate shunt. Gene Ontology annotation, molecular function: transketolase activity. Bases 1 to 2055 code for a protein of 684 amino acids. Lineage: Eukaryota; Fungi; Ascomycota; Eurotiomycetes; Onygenales; Arthrodermataceae. The transcript is spliced from 6 exons.
AUGGGGUACUCAGAAGUUGACAAGACCGCCAUAAACACCAUCCGAAUUCUUGCUGUUGAUGCAACUGCAGUUCCCAACUCCGGCCAUCCCGGAGCACCCAUGGGCCUUGCCCCGACUUCACAUGUCCUAUUCAACAAGUUCAUGCACUUCAACCCAAAGAAUCCAAACUGGCCCAACAGAGAUCGUUUUGUUCUCUCAAAUGGACACGCUUGCGUGCUGCAAUAUACCCUUCUCCAUCUUUUUGGAUAUGCCCUGUCCAUGAAUGAUAUGAAGGACUUUAGAAAACUUGGCAGUAUCACUCCCGGCCACCCCGAGGCCCACGACACCCCUGGAAUCGAGGUCACAACUGGACCCCUCGGCCAGGGAAUUGCCAACGCUGUUGGUCUCGCUAUUGCUCAGGCUCACACUGCUGCUGUUUUCAACAGGCCAGGAUAUAACCUGUUCGACAACUACACAUACUGCAUCUUUGGUGAUGGAUGUGCCAUGGAGGGUGUUGCUAGUGAGGCUGCUAGUUCUGCUGGCCACCUCAAGCUUGGCAACUUGAUCUGCUUGUACGACGACAACCAUGUCUCUAUCGAUGGUGAUAUCAAGUGUGCAUUCACCGAAGAUGUGUGUGCACGAUUCGAGGCCUACGGAUGGCAUGUCCAGCACGUCAAGGAUGGUGAUCACGAUUUGGAAGCCAUUGAAGCCGCUAUCCAGAAGGCCAAGGAAGUUACUGACAAGCCUUCAAUGAUCAAGAUCACCACCACCAUUGGAUUCGGCUCCCUGCUCCAGGGUACUGGUGGCGUUCACGGCAACCCUCUCAAGGCCGAUGAUACCAAGCAACUCAAGGAGGCCUUCGGCUUCAACCCUGACGAGACAUUUGUUGUCCCACAAGAAGUCUAUGACCUCUACCACCGCCGCUCUGCUGAGGGUGCCGCCAAGGAACAGGAGUGGAACAACCUCUUUGCCAAAUAUGCAACUGAGUACCCGAAGGAGCAUGCCGAUGUCACCCGUCGGUUGACUGGUAAACUCCCAGAGGGGUGGGAGAAGUGCUUACCCACAUACUCCCCAAGCGACCCAGCCAUUGCAUCGCGCAAGCUCUCCGAGGCAGUGAUCGAGAAGAUCUACGAUGUCAUCCCUGAAUUUGUCUGCGGAUCCGCUGACUUGACCGGUUCGAACAACACUCGCUGGAAGAAGGCAGUGGACUUCCAGCCCCCAUGCCUUGGUAUUGGUGAAUGGUCCGGCCGCUACUUCCGAUACGGUGUCCGUGAACAUGGUAUGGCUGCUAUGAUGAACGGUAUGGCCGCUUAUGGCACCAUGCUCCCUGCUGCCGGAACUUUCCUGAACUUCGUCUCGUAUGCCGCUGGAGCUGUCCGUCUGUCUGCUCUCUCCGGCGUUCGUGUUAUUUAUGUUGCAACCCAUGACUCGAUCGGCCUGGGAGAAGAUGGCCCAACCCAUCAGCCGAUCGAAACGCUCGCGCAUUUCCGUGCCCUCCCCAACUUGAUGGUGUGGCGUCCCGCUGAUGGCAACGAGACCAGCGCUGCCUACUACUCUGCUCUCACUGCUAAGUCUACUCCUUCCAUCCUCGCCCUAACCCGCCAGAAUCUGCCACAACUCGAGGGCUCUACCAUCCAAAAGGCUCUCAAGGGUGGAUAUGUUGCUGUUGAAGCCGAGAACGCCAACAUCACCAUUGUCAGUACCGGAUCCGAAGUCGGUAUCUGUAUCGAUGCCGCCAAAUACCUCAAGGAGAAGCACAACGUUGUUGCUCGUAUUGUCUCGAUGCCUUGCUUCGAGGUCUUCGAUGCUCAAGACAAGGAGUACAGACUCAGUGUUAUUCCAGAUGGUAUCCCAUCUCUCAGUGUUGAGGUCAUGAGCACUCUUGGCUGGGAGAGAUAUUCACAUGAGCAAUUCGGCCUCAACCGCUUCGGUGCCUCUGGCCCAUACAAGGACGUCUAUGCUAAAUUCGAAUUCACACCCGAAGGUAUCAGCAAGCGUGCUAUUGCUACUAUCGAUUUCUACAAGGGCGUCCCCGUCCGUUCUCCGAUCAACCGUGCUUUCCAGCAGCUUAUUUAA